AUGAAGGUGACUGCUAUAAUCUUGAUUUCAUUGUUUUCUUUCUUUAAUUUGAAUAUAAUCAUGUUGGAAAGAACUCGAAGUGCAGUCCUAUGGCGAAAUGAGCCCCAAAAACGUCUAGAUGACCUGAAGAAUACUCUUCAGAGCUACUUUAGUCAAGUUAGUGACAAAGCUCGAGACACUAUUGACCAUAUUGAUAACUAUGAGUUUGGCAAGCAGCUAAACCUAACAAUUUCAGAGAGCUUGGGGAAACUCAACGGAUAUGUUACAGAACUGCAAAGGAUUGUGUCUCCUAUGUCGGAUGAAAUUCGUCAGAGGUUGCAAAGCGACAGAUUGCAGCUGGAGAAGAAGAUUCAGACGGACUUGCAGGAGUUCAAAGUUAAAGUCCUUCAGUAUGCCAGUGACCUCCGCAGUAGGGUCAAUCUUAGUGUGGAGCCAUCCCAGUUUAUGCUAGAACCCAUGGCCAGCAGCAUACAGGAGCAGGUUCUUCAGAAUGCGAAAAGUCUCCACCAAAGGCUGACCCCUUUAGCUGAGGAGAUCAAGGCAAAACUUCAGUCCAAUAUGAAGGACUUUAAAAUGAAUAUUGCACCAUUUUCUGAAACUGUUCGUGAGAGACUGGAUGCUCAUCCUUUUACCAGCAAACUGAGUGAAAACCUUGAUCAAAAGCUGGAAGAGAUGAGACAGACAUUCACCCUUCUGGUUGAGAACUUCCAAAAACAUCUCAGCCCAUAUGCUGAAGACCUUAAAAGCAAAUUGACCUCUCUGUGGGACAGACUCCACCAAAACAUUAAUGAAGGAAACUAA
Molecule: messenger RNA, 801 nt
Organism: Hemiscyllium ocellatum (epaulette shark)
Lineage: Eukaryota; Metazoa; Chordata; Chondrichthyes; Orectolobiformes; Hemiscylliidae
Product: apolipoprotein A-I-like
Exons: 4
Coding region: 1-801 (266 amino acids)
Biological process (GO): lipoprotein metabolic process; lipid transport
Cellular component (GO): extracellular region
Molecular function (GO): lipid binding
Source: RefSeq, a predicted model, not a curated record